CAAGCAGAAACCCAUCACCUUGAAUACCUUUACAGCAAAAACAAUGGCGGCGAAAGAGAUGGAAGUCGUGAAGGGUUUAGACUUGCAGAAAUACAUGGGUCGGUGGUAUGAGAUUGCUUCUUUCCCUUCAAGAUUUCAGCCUAAGGAUGGUGUCAAUACAAGGGCUACUUAUACUUUGAGAGAUGAUGGUACUGUUCAUGUCCUCAAUGAGACUUUUAGUGGUGGGAAGAAAGGGGGCAUUGAGGGAACUGCUUAUAAGGCUGACCCUUCAAGUGAUGAGGCCAAGCUGAAAGUUAAAUUCUAUGUUCCUCCUUUCUUACCUAUCAUUCCUGUAGUUGGAGAUUAUUGGGUUCUUUAUAUUGAUGAUGAUUAUCAAUAUGCUUUGAUUGGGCAGCCUAGCAGGAACUAUCUUUGGAUCUUGUGUAGGCAAACCCAGAUGGAUGAAGAGAUAUACAAUCAGCUAGUUAGGAAGGCAGAGGAUGUGGGCUAUGAUGUGAAGAAACUGCACAAAACACCACAAACUGACCCUCCUCCAGAGGGGGAUGAAGCACCCAAGGACACCAAAGGCAUUUGGUGGAUUAAAUCCAUCUUUGGUAAAUAAAAUAAUGAUGGUGAUUUGAAAACAAAUUUAAGGUUUUAUGCUCAAUGAGGAAAUCCAAUAAUCCAUAGAUUUGAAUGUUUGUUGAUACAAAGGAACCCUUCUCUGGUUGUAAAUUAAGGUGUGUAUAAGCUAUAAAACUCUAGAGGUUUUGAAUGUAAGACUUUUGAUAUUUGGAU
Molecule: messenger RNA, 777 nt
Organism: Telopea speciosissima
Lineage: Eukaryota; Viridiplantae; Streptophyta; Magnoliopsida; Proteales; Proteaceae
Product: temperature-induced lipocalin-1
Exons: 2
Coding region: 44-601 (185 amino acids)
Source: RefSeq, a predicted model, not a curated record